CGAAGGAGGAGGAGUCAUUGGAACGAAAAAUGGCGGCUGUGUUGCAGCAAAUAUUGGAGCGGUCGGAGAUAUCGAAACUCCAGAAAACUGUAUUGACUAAAUUAGAGAAGUACAUUUCUGACCAGCAAUGUGAAGUAGAUUUUCUGAAGGCACAACAGGAGCAAUACCGUGUGGAUAGUGAACAACAAUAUUUUGACAUCGAGAAAAGGUUCGCUGAAAGUCAGUCUCAGUUUGUGUCCCAGACCCAAGAGCAUCAGAUCCUGAAACAAGAUUACUGCAAACUUGAAGAAGAGCUGAAAUCCUUACGAGACAAUAAUAAGGAGCAAGCUUCUUCAUACACAAAACUAGAAUCACAACAGAAUGAACUUUCUAAAGCCAAAGAUGAGCUUGAGGCAGAAAAACGAGAGCUUGUACGGACAUUGGAAAGAAGAUCCCAGGAGAUGGAACAACAAAGUGAGGACCUGAAACGUCUUAAUGAUAGAUUGUUGGAAGUCAAUGCUGAGAGGAUGCAGCUUCAACUAAAACUGGAUGGGUCCGAAGCCUCUGAGGUCUCAAUCAAGUAUAAAGAGCAGCGAAUGGAGCAGGAGAAAGAUCUACUUCAGGGUCAAGUAACCUGGCUGAACACCGAGCUUAAGGCUAAAAGCGAAGCGCUGCUGUCUCUUUCCCGGCAGAGAGGCAAUGAGAUACUGGAGCUCCAAUGCAACCUUAAUAACAAGGAGGAUGAGAUCACCCACCUAAAAGAUCAGGUGACCAGUCUGAAGGCAUCCAAUGAGAACCUUCAGAAGCAAGCAGAGGAGAUGAUCACCAAGAUGAGAGAGGCAAAAGAACAGCAAGCCAGUUUGGAGGAGAAGUUCAGUAAUGAACUCAAUGCCAAUAUCAAGCUCUCAAAUUUGUAUAAGGGAGCAGCAGCUGAUGCCGAGGCCAAGGGUGAGGAGCUCAGCAGAGCUGUUGAGGAGCUUCAUAAGCUACUUAAAGAGGCCGGAGAGGCGCACAAAGCUCUGGAAGUGAAGAUGGCAGAGCUGGAGGGUCGUAAAGAUAAGGAAAUCACUGAACUGAAAGGGAAAAUAAGCAGCCAGGAGAAAGAGCUUGAAAAUGCAAAUGAGCUGCUGUCAGACACCAAACACAGAGGAACUGCUUCAAUUCUUGCAGAGGAGCAUGUGACAACAAUGUCCCCCACCGCAGCUGCAGUUGCUAAAAUCAAACCAGGCAUGAAACUCACAGAGAUAUAUACAGCAUAUGUAGAGACUCAAGAACAACUACAACGGGAGAAACUAGAGACCAAACAACUGAACAAGUACCUGGAUGAUAUUGUGCAGGAGAUGGAAGCAAAGGCACCCAUCUUGAAAAGAAAGAGUGAGGAGUAUGAGCGCACGCAAAAGUCUGUUUCCAGUCUGUCUUCUAAACUACAGCAAGCUGUCAUGGAGGUCCACCGCCGACAGAAAGAAGCAGAUGAAGUCAACAAACGUGCAUCUGUGUUGGAGAGAGAUAACCAGAGGUUUGAGGUGCAGCUGGCUGACAUGGCUCAACAGGUGCGGGUCCUCCUCAUUGAGCUGGAGGAAGCACGUGGUAACCAUGUGAUGCGUGAGGAGGAUGAGAUGUGUUCAGCAGAUGUAAGCAGCACUUCGGAGGUGAUUUCUCAGCACCUGGUCACCUUCCGUGGUAUUGAAGAGCUGCAACAGCAGAACCAGCGACUCCUAGUGGCACUCAGAGACCUCAGCGAGGCUAAAGAGAAGGAUGAGUUGGAGGUAGACACCAUGAAACGCAGUGAGGUGGAGAAAUAUCUCGAGGAUCUUCAACGUGAAUUGGAGCAGCUGAAGGAAAAGAGAGCUCAGGACCUGCAGAAGGUUGACGCUGUGGCACGACAGAGGGACAUGUUCCGCAUGCUUCUGACCCAGGCCACUGGAGUCACCUUUCCACAGGGUGCUGUUGCUGAGGAGCUUAUUCUAACCUCCACUCCCCGCCGUUCUCCAGCCGUCACACCUACUGCAGGCACCCCUACAGGACUGGAUGCCACGGCGAUAGAAUCCACUGAGUCAGUAGAGGCCAAGGCUGCACUGAAGCAGCUUCAGGAAAUCUUUGUGGCCUAUAAGAAGGAAAAAAAUGAGUCUGAAAAGGCUCUGACUGAGCAAAGUGAGAAACUGCAGGAUCAAGUAACUGAACUUCGAUCUGAAAACACCAAGAUUUCCACACAGCUGGAAUUCACCUCUAAACGGUAUGAGAUGCUCCAGGAUAAUGUGGAGGGAUACCGUAAGGAGAUUGCCUCUCUGAAUGAGAAGACCCAGAAACAGGCUGCAGCAAUUCAGCUGAGCGAACAGACCAUACACACCCUCACCCAGGACCGGCGAGCAGCAACCGAGAAACUCACCAUUGCUGAGUCUGAAGCAGCAAACCUGCGUAAAGAGAGAGACAUGCUGAAGAUGGUGGAGAUCAGACUGACCCAGGAGAAAGAGAUCUUCCAGGCCCAACAGCUCGGCCAGAACAUGCUACUGACCAACCUCAAAUCAAUACAGGCAACUCUAGAGCGCUCUGAGACUGAGACCAGACAGCGGCUGACUGCUCAGAUUGAGAAGCAGGAGCGAGAGAUUGCUCAGCUCCAGAAAAGACUCGAGAAUGAGGUGGAACAGAAGCACUUGCUGGCACGCAAUCAAGACAUGCAGCUGAUGGAUGCUAAGAAGAAGCUGGAGACACAAACAGCUCAGCACCACAGGACAAGAGAACAGUUGGGUGCUGCCCAACUUGAGCUUAACAAUCUGAGGCUUCAGAUCAGUAGUGGGGAGACCCGGCUGGUUUCCCCGACAGUUCAUACAGGCCUGCAGGGUGGUGAGGGGGACAUGGAGGCUCUGCGUGCCCAGCUGAAGCAGGCUGAGAACAAGGUAGAAGAGCUUGAAGAGCGACUGAAGAACACCACUGACAGUAUGGAGCAGUACAAAGCCAUUAGCCUUAGCCUGGAGGAAUCCCUGGAUAAAGAGAAACAGGUAACCGAGCAGGUGCGUUCAUCUGUGGAAACCCAGAUGGAGGAAGCAGAGCAGUAUAAACAGCUGGAGCAGAAACUUCUGGAAAUGGAUAAGGUGAAGCAGAGCUUGCAGGAAGAGAAAAACAAAGCUGUUGUUGCUGUGGAACAAGAGCUGAGUGAGCUGAAGAAGUCUUUGAGCAGCCUGCAGUCAGAACACAAGAGUGUCCUUGAGAGAGCUUCUGUUGCUGCUGCACAGGAGCAGCAGGCCAUCCUGGACAGUCAGCAGCAGGCUAAGAUGGCAGCUGAGGCGCAGGAUAAAUAUGAGAGGGAAAUGUUGUUGCAUGCGGCCAACGUGGAAGCACUGCAGGCUGCCAAAGCUCAGGCUCUGCAGGUGUCUCUUCUCAGACAGCAGCUGGAGGAGAAAGUUCAGAGCACCAGCGCACAGCUGCUGGAGGCUCGUGUCUCCUGGGAAGAGCAAGAAAAGAUUCUCAAGGAGGAGCAGUGUAAGAUAGAGUCUCGCUGUGAAGAUCUGCAAAGGCAGAACACACUCCUCCAUGAGCAGAUACAGACUCUGAGUGGACAGAUGGCCAGUCAGCUACAGAGAGCCGCCAAUGAGAGUCCUCUCAACGUCUCUCUGACUGAGGAGGGCAAGUCUCAGGAUCAACUCCUGGAAAUACUCAGGUUUGUGCGACGGGAAAAGGAGAUCGCAGAGUCUCGGUUUGAGGUGGUCCAGGGGGAGAGUCUGAGGCACCGGCUGAGAGUGGAGCAUCUGGAAAGAGAGCUGAAGGAUGUUCAGGAGAGUCUUAGUGCAGAGAGAGAGAGGAUGCAGGUGACUGCAAAGACUCUGUCCCAGCAUGAUGAGCUCAUGAAGAAGACGGAGACCAUGAAUGUGCUAAUGGAGACUAAUAAGAUGCUGAGGGAGGAGAAAGAGAAACUGGAGCAGGAGCUGCAGGAUACUCAAGCCAAGGUGCGUAAAAUGGAGUUGGACAUAUUGCCUAUGCAGGAGUCCAAUGCAGAGCUCAGUGAGAAGAGUGGUAUGCUACAGGCAGAGAAGAAGCUUCUGGAAGAAGACAUCAAACGCUGGAAAGCUCGCACUCAGCACCUGGUAAGCCAGCAGAAAGACACUGACCCAGAAGAGUACAAGCGCAUGCACUCUGAGAGGGAAGCACAUCUCAAACGCAUCCAGCAGCUUGUUGAGGAGACUAGCCGGUUUAAAGCUGAGGCUGCCAGGAGUGGUAGCUCUGUGACUAUGCUGCAGUCUCAGGUUCAGAACCUAAGGGAAAACCUGGGGAAGGUGAUGGUGGAGAGGGACAACCUGAAGAAAGACCAGGAGGCCAAAAAUGUGGACAUCCAGGAGAAACUAAAAACCAUCACACAAGUUAAAAAGAUUGGUCGGCGUUAUAAAACCCAGUAUGAGGAGCUCAAGGUUAAAUAUGACAAGUCGGUAGCCGAUGCUGCAUCUGCCCCAGCCCAGGAUCAAGAGGCACAACAGGCAUCAGUUCAAGAAGUUCAGGGCCUCAAAGAGUCCCUCAACCAAUCAGAGAACAGGACAAGAGAACUGGAAGGCCAUCUGGAGAAUCUCAAUCGAACUGUAGGUGAGCGGGAAGCAGAGGCACGCAGUGCACAGGAACAGGCCUCUCGCCUUCAGGGGGAGGUAAUGCGUCUUAGACAGGAGCUUCAAGAUAAAUCUUCUCAGGAGGAGCGGCUCAAACAGCAGCUGAGUGACAAGGAGGAGAGGACCAAGAAGGCCAUAGUAAUGGCCAAGCAGAAGAUCAGCCAGCUUAGUGGUGUAAAGGGUCAGCUUCAGAAAGAAAAUGAGGAGUUGAAGCAACAAAAAGAGGAAUUGGAAGUACGAGUGAGUGCACUAAAGUCUCAGUACGAGGGGCGUCUGAACAGACAGGAAAGGGAGCUGCGAGACCUCCGUGAGCAGCAGGAGAGACAUGGAGAACAGAGAGACGAACAACCAGAACAGGGCUCCAGCAAGACCCAGGAACCUCAAAGGACAACAGAACAGCGACAGAUCUCUCUCAAGUCCACUCCAGUGGCAGAAAGAGGAAGUGCAAGCACUUCAGAGCCUCCAACUGCUAAUAUAAAGCCCACACCACUGGCGGCAACCCCCAGCAAGCCUCCAGCCAUCCCAGGAAACAAAUCCACCCCAAGGGCCAGCAUCAAACCUAUGAUCACUCCUGCCCCAGUGCCCACUCCUACACCCACUGCUACAGUCAUGCCCACCACUCAGGUGGAGAGCCAAGAGCCCAUGCAGUCAUCUGAGAGCCCGCUAGAGCAUAUGACUGUCUAUGGCAGUGCCAGCGGUUCAGUGCGGUCCACCAGCCCUAAUGUUCAGACCAACCUGGCUCAACCUCUCCUGAAUGUCCAACAGCAGAGCCAAGCCACUGCGUUCAUUCAGCCCACUCAACAACAAACCCAACCCCCUGCUGAACCAUCCAAUCAGGAACCUCCAGCUGCUGUAAUGCACCCAACCUCACAAUUAGACAGGCCUCUUUCUACAUCCUCGGGGCUAUGGAGUGCCACCGCUAGCACAAGCACUGCCAGUGCAGUGACCGCGUCUCCUAGUAGUGCCUUGAGUAAACGCGCCCGUGAAGAGGAACAAGAGUCUGCUGACACACAGUCCCAGGAUGAGCCCAGUGACUCUCCCAUUUGCAAGAGGGUCCGAAUUCAUAGGGUGGAGGAAGAGAUGUUGGCUGAGGACAGCACUGAGGCUGAAGGCGUUGUACCAGGUGACAACCAGGAGGCCCCUGACGCUGUACAGGAGUUGGAGAGCUAUGCUACUUUGGAGAUGAUGGAUGUGGAACCAGGGCCAUCUCAGUCUGUGCCUUUAGAUCGACUUCUGCCUCAUUCCUCUGACACGCAUCGAAGCCCGGAGGAGCCCGAUCACCACGUCAUAGUCAUUGUUAGUGACACAGAGAGUGAGGGAGACCACGAAGAUGAAUCGGAGGAGGAAGAAGAGGAGGAGGAAGAGCAGGAUUAUGAAGAGGAGGAGGAUGAGGAAGAGGAGGAGGAAGAGGAUGAUGAUGAGGAGGAUGGAGGGAUUGGGGAAGAGGGAGAAGAGAGCAACGAAGAGAGCGGCAGCAGAGAUGGCAAUGAGGUCUACGAGGGAGACGACACAGAGGGCCCCGAUCCCACAGAUCCAGGCACUGAGACGGAGGAAAGUAUUGGAGCGACAGACUCCACCCAACGCAUGGCAGAUUCUCAGAGCUUUGAAACAAGCACAUUGGAGAUGUUUGAUGCACCGGUCACCAGCUCUGCUCCUCGACCUCCACAAUCACCCAGGAGACCUCAACAUCCUCUGCCACCUCGACUUAACAUCUUGGCCCAACCUUCUCAGGAGUUGGGACCUCCUGCUCAAGUCCAGCGUCUCCCAGUUCGUCGGCAGUCAGUGGGACGAGGACUUCAGCUUACCUCUGGAAUGGCCAGUAGUGCACAGCAUUUCUUUGAGGACGAUGACAGGAUGGUUCCCAGUACCCCUACACUCAUUCCUCCGCGUUCGGAUGGAUUUCCGGAAGCAAUCCAUUCUCCACAGGUCGCAGGCGUAUCACGAUUCCGAUUCGGUCCUUCAGAUGACCUCCCGCAGACCAGCUCCUCUCACUCUGACCUUGUCCAGCUGCCCUCACAAGGCAUGUAUGAUAGUUCUGUUUUCCUUGGAGCUCAUGAGGAGGAGUCAGGGGGCCGCAGUGUCCCCACAACCCCACUACAGAUCGCUGCUCCUGUGACAAUUUUAUCAGAGACUCUGCCAUCUGAAGCAAAUGAGCUUGCUUCUCAGUCUGUGCCCACAGUGAGCACCUCCACACCAGGCCUCAGCGCUCCUGCAGGCACUAGUGGGAUGGAGGAGAGAGACGACAUGUUAAUGGACGCAGGAGACAGUACUGAAGCUUCACUUGAGGCUGUGUCACAGACUGAGGCAGAGGAAGCAGCCCAGACAGCAGAUGAGUCUAGUCUGCCUUCCACAAGCCAGGAACCUUCAUCUAGUUCUGCAGACACAAGCAGCUCUCAGCCUCCUAAAGCCAGAACAGGGUUUAGCAGACAAUGGACUAGUGGGCGUGGUUCUCGGAGUUUUGUAAAGAGGGGUGGACAAGGUGUCAUGGGUGUGAGGGGUCGUUUUGCCAGGUGAAGCAGUUGUGGAACGACACAUUCUGAACUAAUAGUUCCAAAAGAACACACCCUCACAUUUGUUCCACGUCAAGGAUUCAGUCAAAGUAUUAUAAUUGUUGUUUGUUAGUUUAAUGCUUUAGGCAAUCCAUCAUUGUUAUUUUAAUGAUUUUACAUCCGUACAAUAAAAUUGUUUUGAAGGAAA
This is a messenger RNA of Pimephales promelas (fathead minnow), 7265 nucleotides long. RefSeq names its product translocated promoter region b, nuclear basket protein (gene tprb). Gene Ontology annotation, molecular function: structural constituent of nuclear pore. Gene Ontology annotation, cellular component: nuclear pore. The record is from RefSeq and is a predicted model, not a curated record. Lineage: Eukaryota; Metazoa; Chordata; Actinopteri; Cypriniformes; Leuciscidae. Gene Ontology annotation, biological process: regulation of mitotic spindle assembly; protein import into nucleus; mRNA export from nucleus.